AUUAAAUAAAAUUAGUUUGAUCAUAUGAUUCUGGAGUAUCACCAAAAGACAGCAGUAUAGUUGAAAAAACGGAGCACGAACGAUAGAAAUGAAUUAGGAGAAGAAGUCGAUCGGAAUCAAAAAUCCCAACGCAAUCCAUUUAAAUGAAGUAUCAUCAAAAUCUGUAAAAAUAGGUGUGUGCGUUUCUAAACCCAAGGGGCUUCGAAGAGGCUCUUCGUCAGAGGUGGUGGUUUACUCUGAACCACCACCUCCGACCGAAUCUAAGAGCCUCUUCAAGCCUAAGCCCCGUACUCCUUCCGACAUUGUUCGUAAUACUAGAGAUCUUCUCCGUCUCCUUCAAAAUUCUAAUUCUUCUGAUAACAAACGCGAUAAUGAGAAGAUGAUCGAGUUGUUUAAGAAUUUGAGAGAGAUGAAAACGAUUCUGUAUGGAAAUAGUGAAGCUGAACCAGUUCCUGAAGCUUGUUCGCAGUUGACUCAAGAAUUCUUCAACGAAAACACUUUGAGACUUCUUGUUCACUGUCUUCCAAAAUUGAAUUUGGAGGCUAGGAAAGAUGCUACUCAAGUUGUUGCAAAUUUACAGAGGCAACAAGUUCAAUCCAAGCUGAUUGCAUCUGAUUAUUUGGAGAAAAAUUUGGAUCUUAUGGAUAUUUUGGUAUCUAGCUAUGAAAACCCGGAGAUGGCUCUGCACUAUGGUGCAAUGUUAAGGGAGUGUAUAAGACAUCAGAUCGUUGCAAAAUAUGUUCUUGAAUCACCGCAUAUGAAGAAGUUUUUUGACUACAUUCAACUUCCAAAUUUUGACAUAGCUGCAGAUGCUGCAGCAACUUUUAAGGAACUCAUGACGAGACACAAAUCCACUGUAGCUGAAUUCCUUUCCAACAAUUAUGAAUGGUUUUUUGAUGAAUAUAACUCCAAGCUAUUGGAAUCUUCCAAUUACAUUACAAGGCGACAAGCUGUGAAGUUGUUGGGAGACAUGUUACUUGAUCGCUCAAAUGCAGCUGUAAUGACGCGAUAUGUCAGCUCUAGAGACAACUUAAGGAUUUUAAUGAAUCUCAUGAGGGAGUCAAGCAAGAGCAUACAAAUAGAAGCAUUUCAUGUUUUCAAGUUAUUUGCUGCUAACCAAAAGAAACCGGCUGAAAUCAUUGGUAUACUUGUUGCGAACAGAAGCAAGCUUCUUAGGCUGUUAGGCGACUUGAAAAUUGAUAAAGAGGAUGAACAAUUUGAAGCUGACAAAGCUCAGGUUAUGAAGGAAAUUGCUGCUCUUGAACCUAAGGAGUAGGGACCAUCAUGAGCUCCGUGUUGUGUCAAGUAGCAAGUUGAACUGUGCCCUUUCAUUUCAAUUGGUCGUCUAUUGUUACAGCUCUUUUAGUCUUCAUUAAGUUAACAUUAAUAUUUCAUACACAUUUCUAUGUUUGAGUUUCAUAAUUUUAUUUUGGUUCUGUAAAUUUAUUACAAAAAUAAAUGGCUCAAAAGAGAUACAUGCGAUAGAAGUAUAUAACUUUCUUGGUGUUACUUUACCGUAGCAACUCAGGAGAUUAUAAAUUGCAAAGGUCAUGCUAAAAAUUAUAGGGUUAAUUUAUUUUUACUACUGUA
Medicago truncatula (barrel medic) is the source of this 1590-nucleotide messenger RNA. Its product is annotated as putative MO25-like protein At5g47540. The transcript has 11 exons. Lineage: Eukaryota; Viridiplantae; Streptophyta; Magnoliopsida; Fabales; Fabaceae. Gene Ontology annotation, biological process: intracellular signal transduction. Gene Ontology annotation, molecular function: protein serine/threonine kinase activator activity. The record is from RefSeq and is a predicted model, not a curated record. Bases 380 to 1276 code for a protein of 298 amino acids.